This is a messenger RNA of Haliotis rufescens (red abalone), 2843 nucleotides long. Its product is annotated as archaemetzincin-2-like. NCBI's taxonomy places the organism in Eukaryota, Metazoa, Mollusca, Gastropoda, Lepetellida, Haliotidae. Bases 310 to 1626 code for a protein of 438 amino acids. The record is from RefSeq and is a predicted model, not a curated record. Gene Ontology annotation, biological process: proteolysis. The transcript has 3 exons. Gene Ontology annotation, molecular function: metallopeptidase activity.
AACGACUUCCUGUGACUAAAGUCCAUCGUUUGUACACAUGACAGAUCAGACAAGAUCGCUAUCUGUUUAUGAUAAUCAUUCUAAGUAUUUUGCUUUGGACUGACGACCCUUGAACUCCAGAACCUUUACCUAAAGAUAGAAACAUAACAUAACUUGGAAUUUAAGAUUUUCAAAUGGGAUUUAGGAUAAUUCAUUUCAUCACAAAGACCAUGAAGUAUUUGAUCCUCAAGACAUCAAGAACUUCUUUAAUAUGAUUCAUUAAUCUACAGUGCAGUUACUUACAUCAGUUGUUUGGGCGAUAUUUUCAAAAUGGGUGGAGCAUCAAGCACUCCGUCUGACGGCACUUCACCCCAGAUUGCCCGUGACCUGCGUUUGCUGUUAGGGAACUUUGAUAGACUUGACCCUAUGACUCAGAGACUGGUGAGUCUUGGGAAGAAAUGCCUGACGUCCACCAUCUUAGAUUCCCAGCAGAAUAACUUUAAGAGAUUGGAGGAGUUUAAUGCUGAAGCGUCUGGAGCUCCUCUCCAAGUUCCUCUGGGUGGUGCGGAAGCUGGUGCAGAAGCUGCUGGCUCUACAGCAAAAGGUUCUGAUAAUUUUUCUCCUGUAGACUUUGAAAGUUAUCCGUUUGAAGACACGGUAGGGGACUCGAAAAGUUUGUCUGAACUCAAAACAGAAGAUAGCCAUGACCUUCACCUUGAAGGGUCUAGUGCCAGAGGCAUGGAGCAAGAUGAGGAUGCUGGGUUAUUUCUACCGCUGACACAAGCCAGACCGAUAUACCUAGGUCAAACAUAUCCCAGAUGGAAAUACAUGUACAAACUUCAAAACAUGUAUGCACUUUGUGUCCCAACAAGGAAGAUAAUUUACAUCCAACCAAUUGAUGAAUUUCCUGAUUUCAUGACAGAGUUCAGGAUUUCAAUGAAGUCAUUAUCAUUAGAUGUAUUCAGUCUGCUUCAGGGAUUCACACAGAUAUUUUUCAGUGGGCUUGACGUGACAGUGUUGCCAAGUGUGUCCAUGGAGAGAAUGGGAUGGACAAACCUUGUGAAGACUCGUUGUCACAAAGAGACGGAACAGAAACAGUACCGAGCCAAAGACUUUUACCCCCUGCUGAAGAGUAGUCUUCCUUCAGACGGUCACUGUGUCCUUGGACUGGUGUGGACAGACCUGUACCCCGAGGAUGACCUCAACUUCACCCUAGGGGAAGUGUCCUUUUACCACCGAGCUGGCAUCUUCUGUUUUGGGAGAUUUGAAACAAAGGGUUUCAACAAGGAGACACACAAGGACAUCACUGAAGUGGACGGGUUCCUCGUCUGGAAACUUAUACGAGCCAUCAGCCAUGAGUUAUGUCACCUGUUCGGUUUACGUCACUGCACCUACUUCCACUGUUCUAUGAACGAGAGCACCUCUCUGGUGGAGGCCAUGGAUCAGCCUCUCUUCCUGUGUCCAGUCUGUCUACGGAAGCUGCACGAGGUGUGUCGCUUUGAUGUACUUGACCGCUACCAGCAGAUGCUGGGCUUCCUGUUGGAGCUACAGACACAACUGCCCAGUGUCCACUGUGAUAAGGCCAUCGUGUGGCUGCAGAACUGUAUUUCCUUUCUACAACAACCAGCAUCAGCUACCGGUAAUUGACUUGACUGAAGACUGUGCUGCUCCCUGUGAUGUCAAUAUCUUGUCAAGGAGACUCUAAGACUGCAAUGUUAAUCUCAAUGUAAUGUGUCAGAAGUCAUUCUUAUCAAUAUGUAUUGGAUAAUAUAUGGAGGUCGCAGAGUCUUCAAUUUGGUACUGACUGAUAAUCUGUUUUUGUCUUUUAUUUAGUCAGAUCAUGAUUUUAUUUUGUCAUAAAACAAAUUCAUUAAAAUCAGAUCUAAGCUCUCACUAUCGCUAAACAAAUAUCUGCCAGCAUCCUAUUACUGGUCAUGUCAGAACGACCUUUCACAAACUUUGACCGACCAAUGAAGUGACUUGGAGGAAGCUCAAUAUUACCCAAUCAACAUGAUCAAAAAGCAGCUUUCUUGAGCUUUAGGGCACUACUUUGAAAAUGGUGACUUCCAUUCCAGACUACACUUGAAUAAUAUUUUGACAGUGUUCUUGAUUUAAAAUGUUAAAACCGAACAAAAGAAAAUUCUGGAUUGCCUUAUAUGACCGAGAUUGUAGGGCAGUACUUCUCAUCGGCUGCGGGAAGAAUUCAUUUCCCAUUAAAUGAAAUAUAGAAGAUGUAUAACAUUCGGAAUCAGUUGGGGGGCUGUAACUGUCGUUCGGAAUACCCUGUGUUAACCUUUUCGGGGUUGAAUGAUUAGAAAUGCAUUCUGACUAUCACUUUCCUGAUCUUGUAAGCUGAUGGAUUGGUUGGAUGAAAGGUCUUCGGAUGGACCUGUAAUUGGAUGUCCUCAGAUCUUUGUUUAGUAGAAGUGAGACUUCAGAUCUAAUUUUAAUGGUCUUAAAACAUGUAAAUUAAGAUGAAUGUAUAUAUAAUAUAAGGUAUAACGCAGCUUUUCCUCUGUUAAGAUCAAAAUGUGAUUUUUAUACACUUCAAAAUAGUGUGGCAUGAUACUUCAUAUUGUGAACUGAGCAUGCUGAGUAUUGUAAAAACAUUGUGAGAAAACAAUUACAAACAGAAUAUUUAUUGAGUCACUUCUUCAAGAUGUACGAUAUGUUUUCUAUAUAAAGAGCAGCCAAUCAGUCCCAUGUUUUUUCACAACACAUUGUUUUCUGCACAACCAGUAUGCCCAGCAAACAGUAUCUCUUGUUGCAGAAUCAAGAGCAAACUUAAAUAUAUUAUUUCAUCUGGUUGAUCCCUGAGUGUAUUGUUACUAUGGUUACGUUGCUUAAAACACAGAUGACCAAUC